UCAAACAAAAAUAUCCUUGAAGCAAGGAAAGAAAGACCUAUCCAUCAUUUCAUAUUAUUGAAAAAACCAUCACACCAACUCCAUAUUUUACGACAUUUUCAGUAAAAUGACAGCCAGAACCAACUGUGAUACAACAUCUUGCUAUCCCCUCUCCAAAAUGAGCAACAAUGCUAUGACUGUAAACCAUCGCGAUGCAAAGAGUUCGCUUCGAAAGCAGAAGAACAGAGCAUGGGCAACAACGCACGGCAACAACAAGUACUUCAGAGACCACAAUCGACGCAGCAUUGCCACUAGCAGCUCGAGAAAAGGAAUGCCCGCAUCGAGCCGUACCGGCACACUGGCAAAACCGCGCCACAUUUCGAAUGCGAAACGAGCCGUGUCGCUCCCCGCCGAUCUCCGCAACACCACGGCACUAGCGACAAAGGAUCUGUUCUGGUUUCUCCCCAAGCGCAAGCACCGCCAAACGCACUGUAGUGAAAGCGACGAUCCCUACCAAGCUCCUCGUUCGCAACAAAGACAUCGGCGGCACUGCAGUGAAAGCCACUAUCCUUGCAAAGCCACUGAUGCCGCUGUUGUUGUAACAGAUACUAGACUAGUCGAAUGCGGAAGAACAGAGCUACACAGAAGUCACUUUCGAGCCUUCGAUGAAUUCAACGGAAUGACUGCGCACUGCCGAGAAAAAACAUCAUCAAGCGGAAACAAAUUUCGCCUUAGUCCUCUAAAGAACUUAAAUUGGAGCGGUGAUUACUUCGUUGACACGGCAGACGAACAUGAUUUCCCACUUUUGGGGCUUGAGAUCAUGGAAUCGGUAACAGAAAACGAGAUUGAGAAGGAAAACCAAACUAAAUUUAUUCGUCACCAAAUACCGAAAUAGAGGACACAACUCUCCAUAUAUUUUGCAUAUCAACGAAAGAAACGUAAUUCAAUUUUUCAUUUAGCUGGAGUUUUUAUUCUAUCCAAUACCCAUUCUAUGUACUUUACUAUUCGAAUGAUGUUUUUCUCUCCUUGUUUCAGUGUACCGUAAAUAAAUAUUCACGACUCCUUGCUCUCUGCUCAUAUCUUAGACGAGACUAAACCCCUUCGAUUGGCACAUAGUCUGAAAGCUCGAAGCAAGCUUCAGGUCGGUACUGAGACCUUGCUGAAUUAAUGGGCUUAAAACUCCAGGGUUCGAUGCACUCAAAUUCCUCAAGGCGCUGAAGAAAAAGUCAGUGGGGUCGGGCACGGCUUCGAAAGCGUCGACAGGAGGCCGCUGGGCGAACUUCAACCGUGAAAAUGUUGCAUCGUACACCAUGGGCCCUUCAUUUUGAACAUCUUUCUCUUCUUUCGUAAAGGUUGAGGACGCAAGGAUCGAAACAACCGCAGUAAUAGCUUGCGCGAAUACUUGUUUCCCCUGAUCGUUUCCAAGUAGUUUUGGGGACAGAUCAGAUAACAACUUUGUUAGGCCAAUGAUUUGGGCUUUGGCUAGAACCCUGUUGCUUGCACAGCCUUUCACUUUCGGCAACCACACUCCUUGGAGCAGCAUUACUAUAAUGUUUGGCUGGAUUCUAUCCAAAAUGUCCGAAAGAUAUUGGCCACCGUACAAACCAGAAAAGAGUGCCAAAAAUUGACCAAAUCGAAUUGGAUAGAGAUUUGAUUUUGUGCUCUGAAGCCGUGUCAAAAUGAGCUGAAAAAUGGUUCGAAGGUGAUCUGCUAUAGAUUCACGAGGAGCGUACUGCACGAGCGAAGAAAGUAGAUCGAAUGCGGAUCCUUCAGUUGCCUUCAAAGUAUUUAGUUUCUGGAAAAUACCAAGAAUAGGCAUCAGAUGGUUGUUCGAUACCACGUACGUCGCCGCUUUUUCCAAAUACGCCUGGAUAAGGCGCGUGAGCCCGGGAACAUUUCCCGUUUUUUCCCAGAGCGAUGCCGUCAAAAGUGGAGCGAACAAGCUUGUAUAGGCUUCACCUAGCCCAGCCCCACUUGGUCGGAAUUCAAGUAGCUGUGCCAAAAUCUGGAAGACAUAUGGGGUGAAUUCCAAAAUGUCCAUCUGCAAAAUAGUUUGAAACGGUGGAAAAAGCAUUUGCUCCAGUUGGGUAAUAUGGGAGGCAUCCUUUGCACAGAUACUCUUCACAAGGAUGGCUAUGGAUUCAAAGAGAUUAUGAUUAAACCCAGGGUUUCGAGGGUUCUUGCACACCCGUUCUAAAGCUGCUGACAGCUUUUCGAAGACAAUAUUUGUCACGGGAAUGACGUUCUCGCCCGCUUUAUCAAGAGUUGUCAUGAUGCACUUCAUGACGUAUUCAUUUUCAUUCAGAACAACGUUAUCAACAAUAUGGAAAAGACCCUCGAAAAGACCCUGAAGGAAGGGCUGGAGCGAUGCUUGCGUUAUUUUACUGAAAGCUGUACCCGAGGCAUCUCUCCCCUUAUUACGUAGGAUUUGUUCAAUCGUAUUAGCGGCGAGACUGUGAACGGCCACAUACGAACUUCUGAGGUGAAAGAUCAAAACGGGCAACAAUUCAUUGUACUGUUCAGCAGAAAAUUGAUUCCGGAAGGUACAUACAAAAUUGAUACAAGAUGCCUUCACCAUAGGGCGGCUCGAUUCGUCUUUGUCUUGCAUCUCUGGAAGGACAUGGUUGCUGAAGAACUCCAUUAAAUUCACGUUGUGAUU
Pseudo-nitzschia multistriata is the source of this 2638-nucleotide messenger RNA. Lineage: Eukaryota; Bacillariophyta; Bacillariophyceae; Bacillariales; Bacillariaceae. The record is from the annotation of a GenBank genome assembly.